Merops nubicus (carmine bee-eater) is the source of this 2594-nucleotide messenger RNA. RefSeq names its product protocadherin 8 (gene PCDH8). NCBI's taxonomy places the organism in Eukaryota, Metazoa, Chordata, Aves, Coraciiformes, Meropidae. Gene Ontology annotation, molecular function: calcium ion binding. Gene Ontology annotation, cellular component: plasma membrane. The record is from RefSeq and is a predicted model, not a curated record. The transcript is spliced from 3 exons. Gene Ontology annotation, biological process: homophilic cell-cell adhesion. The annotation marks the transcript as partial.
GCCGCCGGCGUGGCAUACGUCAGCGAGGCGGCGGCCAGCGAGAGCUUCGUGGCCCUCGUCAGCGCCUCAGACCGUGACUCGGGUGCCAACGGGCAGGUGCGCUGCAGCCUCCGUGGCCACGACCACUUCGCCUUGCAGCGCGCCUACGAGGACAGCUACAUGAUUGUCACCACGACGGCGCUGGACCGAGAGCGCAUCCCCGAGUACAACCUCACUGUGGUGGCCGAGGACCUGGGCUCGCCGCCCUUCAAGACCGUGCGCCAGUACACGGUGCGGGUGAGCGAUGAGAAUGACAACGCGCCGCUCUUCUCCAAGCCCCUCUACGAGGUGGCUGUGCCAGAGAACAAUCCCCCGGGUGCCUACAUCACCACUGUGGUAGCCCGUGACCCCGAUCUUGGCCACAACGGUAAGGUAACCUACCGGCUCCUCCAGACACAGGUCAUGGGGGCCCCUAUCUCCACCUAUGUCUCAGUGGACCCUGCCACCGGGGCCAUCUAUGCCCUCAGGACGUUCAACUAUGAAAUUCUCAAGCAGUUGGAUCUGAGGAUCCAGGCCACCGAUGGUGGCUCCCCGCAGCUCUCCAGCAGCACCCUGGUCAAAGUGAGGAUGGUGGACCAGAAUGACAACCCUCCUGUCAUCAUCCACCCGGUGCUCACCAACGGGACGGUGGAAAUUGGCGUGUCCAGCAAGACCUCCCGUGAGUCCCUGGUGGCCCAGAUCAAAGCUCGAGAUGCAGAUGAUGGGGCCAAUGCUGAGCUCACCUUUGCCUUUCUGGAAGAGCCCCAGCAGGACCUUUUCACCAUCAACCCGAGUACUGGGGACAUCGUGCUGAGGGGCGACCUCUCUGAAGAGCUGGGACAGCUGUUCAAGGUCAUCCUCACUGUGACAGACAAUGGCAGACCACCCCUGGCCACGACUGCCACAGUGAACUUCCUGGUGACUGCCACUGCUCCUUCCAGCAUCCAGGAGAUAGCCAAGCCCAGCUCCUGGGACGGAAAGGCUUUGCAGUGGGACAUCCCUCUGAUCGUGAUCAUCGUCCUGGCGGGCAGCUGCACCCUCCUCCUGGUGGCUAUAAUCACCAUCGCCACCACCUGCAACAGGCGCAAGAAGGGGAAUGAGAUCAAAAACAACACUUCCUUGAAGGACCAGAUGGACAUCUCCCACCUGGAGAAGGGCCGACAGGAGGAGAGCAGCCAGAGGGGGAAUGUGUUUGAGGUACGAACCUUUCCCAGCAAGCCCUCUUUCACCAGCCCCGACCCAUCUCCAGCUGCCGAAGAGAUCUCCACUGCUGAGAGCAGCAGUGACAGCGCUUGCCUCUACGAGGGUCAGAAGAAGCCCAGAGGACCAAGCGGGGAGCAGGGUUUCACUGCUGCUCCGAGCUACAGCAAGGAGCCUGCUCCCCCCGUGGCCAUUUGGAAGGGGCACUCGUUCAACACCAUCUCUGGCCGGGAGGCAGAGAAGUUCAGCGGCAAAGACAGCGGCAAAGGCGACAGCGAUUUUAACGACAGCGACUCAGAUAUCAGCGGAGAUGCCCUGAAGAAAGAUCUCAUCACACACAUGCAGAACGGUCUGUGGGCAUGCACGGCCGAGUGCAAGAUCCUGGGCCACUCGGACCGCUGCUGGAGCCCCUCCUGCGGCCGAGCCAACCCUCACCCCUCUCCCCAUCCUUCAGCACCCCUCUCCACCUUCUGCAAGAGCACAUCCUUGCCCAGGGAUCCCCUUCGCAGGGACAACUUUUAUCAAGCCCAGCUGCCCAAAACAGUGGGGCUUCAAAGCGUCUACGAGAAAGUGCUGCACAGGGACUUUGACCGGACGAUCACGCUCCUCUCCCCGCCACGCCCCGCACGGCUCCCCGACCUUCAGGAGAUUGCGGUCCCCCUCUACCCAGCCCCGUCGACUAGAUACCUGGGCCCCCAGACUGAAAAGGCUGAGAAGGUGUAGCCCAAUAUGCUCCCUGCCCAAGUACACCCAUCCCUGCGCACACAUGACUAGGUCACUCCUGAGAGCCUUUAAGUUAUUGACCAGAUCCCGUGUCGUAUGUGUAAAUAUGCAAGAUGUGCCUUAAAAAUGAAGUCGUUGGGAAAGAUUUCCAAUCAUAUCAGUACUGUUUGAUAUUUGCAAACAAAGAAAAAUUCUUUGUAGUUAAUGUAAUUUUUAUGAAAUGUGCAGUAUUUAAAUUUUUUUUUCAUAUUUUUUACAUUGUUUUUUUUUUUUUCUUUUGGUUCACCCAUGGCCUGCCAUUUUUUGUAGUGUUUUUAACCUGUACAUUGUGUAAUGUAAUGUUUGUACAUAAUGAAAAUUGGUUAUAUUUUUAUAUAAUAAAAGCUUAAAAACUGGGAAUUCUUGCCAAAGGAACUGUCUGAAAGACACAAUAAUAAUAAUUAAUAAUAAUAUCCUGAAUAUGUAGAAACUUGUAAGGGAAAUUCCUCUUUCACGGUGUAAUAAUAAUCUGAGCAACCCAGUGUACGGAGAAGUUUGCCUUGCCAAAUGUGACUUGUAGUUCUUGAGUCUGUGAUCAAUUUAGGUGUUAUUUAAUUGCCUUUGGUUCCUGUAAUCUGUGUCACUGGUAAACACUAAUAAAGGCUUUGUGAUGU